Messenger RNA from Mauremys mutica (yellowpond turtle), 4956 nucleotides. RefSeq names its product flt3-interacting zinc finger protein 1-like. The transcript is spliced from 2 exons. Lineage: Eukaryota; Metazoa; Chordata; Testudines; Geoemydidae. Bases 151 to 1569 code for a protein of 472 amino acids. The record is from RefSeq and is a predicted model, not a curated record.
GGGGAGGGGACGACGAGGGGCGCAGCCUAGGCCCCCCUCUUCCCGUGGGGCCGGCAGCCGCGACCCCCCGCCCGGGGCGGAAGUGACGAGCCCCGGCUGCCAAAAUGUCGGCGCCCAGAGGGAGCUAGGUGUCCGUGGGACCCGGCGGUGAUGGAGCUCUAUGGCACUGAUCUGCCUGGGGGACUGGGCACCGGCUGGGCAGAGGAGCCUGGGCAGCCCCCGGGCCGGGCGCCUGGCACCAUCGAGCGCAUGAUCCCGUGCUCGGACCCGGAGGACGGCCCCGACGGUCUGGCGCCGACCCCACUGACGGACAACGGGGCGGGCGCCCGGGUGCCCUUCCACUGCUCCGAGUGCGACAAGAGCUUCCGGUACCGCUCGGACCUGCGGCGCCACUUCGCCCGGCACACGGAACUCAAACCCUUCCAGUGCCCGCACUGCAGCAAGAGCUUCAAGCACUCCUUCAACCUGGUCAACCACAUCCGCAGCCACACCGGCGAACGCCCCUACCGCUGCACCGUCUGCCCCAAGGGCUUCCGCGACUCCACCGGCCUGCUCCACCACCAGGUGGUGCACACGGGCGAGAAACCCUACUGCUGCCACGUCUGCGAGCUCCGCUUCUCCUCCCGCAGCAGCCUGGGCCGGCACCUUAAACGCCAGCACCGCCCUCCCCCCGGAGGGGGCGCCCCUGAGCCACCCAGCGCCACCCGCUGCCUGGAGCGCCUGUGCGGCCAGGGGCGGGCGGCCCCCUAUGGCUGCGGGGCCUGCGGGCGCCACUUCCGGCUGGCGCCCGAGCUGGGGAGGCACUGGCUGGCUCACACCGACAUCAAACCCUUCAAGUGCCCCGACUGCGAGCGGGACUUCAACGCCCCCUCCCUGCUGGAGCGCCACAAACUCACCCACGCCAAGGACCGGCCGCUGCUCCUGCCCUGCCAAGGCUGCGCGGGCAAGGGGGCCCCGGGGCAGCAGGCGCCGCAGGGGCCGGGCUGCCCGGCCUGCAAGCCCCAGGACACCCGCCCCCUGGACAGCCUGUACCAGUGCGAGUGUGGCACCUUCUUUGCCAACGCCGGCGCCCUGGCCGCUCACCUGGCGGCCCACACGGGCGAGGCCUCCUUCGCCUGCGGCAUCUGCGGCAUGAGCUUCGGGGCCCUGUCGCCCCUGGAGGCCCACCAGCUGAGCCACGCCAUGCUGCUGCCCCCGGAGGGCGCCCCUCAGCCCGUGGCGGCGGGGCCUGUGCCGCCGGCCGGCGGGGAGCUGGAACGCCACCUGCUGCCCCGGCUGGAGCUGCGGGCUUUCCCCGCCCGGCCCGGCAAGAAGCUGUACAAGUGCACGGAGUGCGAGAAGUUCUUCCGCAGCCCGCGGGACCUGGACCGGCACGUGCUGGUGCACACGGGCGAGAAACCCUACCAGUGCACCGAGUGCGGCAAGUUCUUCCGGCACGAGUGCUACCUGAAACGGCACCGGCUGCUCCACAGCGGGGAGCGCCCCUUCCAGUGCAGCGUCUGCCACAAGGGUUUCAUCACCUUCAGCAACCUCUCCCGCCACCUUAAACUGCACCGUGGCAUCGACUAGCUGGUUGGGGCCCCUGGCAGCCCCGGCCGGCCUGCGCGUCCUGCCUUCCACCUCUGGCUCUCCCUGCUGGCGUAGCCACGGGCCGGCGUGUUCUGCUCGGGUGCCCUCUCGGUGCUGGGCUGCGCACAUCGGUUUGUAAUUGCAGUGUAUUGUAGGGUCACUCAUGAGUGCUGGGCUGCACAGAUUGGUUUGUUAUUGUAGGGUCUCUUGGCAAGUGCCAGUUUGUUAUAGUAGGGUCUCUCUGCAUAUGCCAAUUUGUUUUUGUAGGGUCACUCGAGCACUGGGCUGCACAAAUCGGUUUGUUAUUGUAGGGUCUCAUUGCACGUGCCGGUUUGUUUUUGUAAGGUCACUCAUGAGUGCUGGGCUGCAUAGAUCGGUUUGUUAUUAUAGGGUCUCAUUGCGCACGCUGGUUUGUUUUUGUAGGGUCUAAAUUCAAAUGGCAAUCUAUUGCUGUAGAGUUACUCAUGAGCGUAAGCCAGUUUGGUUAUUGCAGGAUCACUUGUUAGUGCUGGGUUGUACACAAUGGUUUGUUGUUCUAGGGUCUCAUUAUACACGCUGGUUUGUUAUUGUAGGGUCUCACUACAUAUGCUGGCUCGUCAUUGUUCGGUCCCUCUCAAGCUUGGGGCUGCACAGAGAGUUGUUAUUAGGGGCUGGUGGGACUGUGUGGGCCAGUCUGUUCUUGCGGGGUCUUUUGAAAGUGCUCAGGCAGUUGUGCGCCCUAGGCUAGUUAUCAGCCCUGCCUUUGCUUCCGCGGGACAGAAGACCCAGCAGUCACGUAGACGGAAUAUAUCUAGGGAUUCUGCAUUGAGACUACUGACUCCCCCAGCCUGCACCGCCCGGCAUCCCCACUAGGGGUCUCUGGGCCCAGAGGGACCCUGGCACUGCCCCAGCCUGCGCUGCCCGGCAUCCCCACUAGGGGUCUCUGGGCCCAGACUGAGCUUGGCACUGCCCCAGCCUGCACCGCCCGGCAUCCCCACUAGGGGUCUCUGGGCCCAGAGGGACCCUGGCACUGCCCCAGCCUGCGCUGCCCAGCAUCCCCACUAGGGGUCUCUGGGCUCAGAGGGACCCUGGCACUGCUCCAGCCUGUGCUGCCCGGCAUCUCCACUAGGGGUCUCUGUAUAUCCAGGGCCAUAGUGUCUCCUGGACGCUCUCCCUUCCUGCAUUGCUCUGCUCAGUGGUUUUGCCCUGUGUGCCCCCAUCUUUCCCCUGUGACCCCCCUGUCAUGGACCCUCUCAUCAGUUCACACCAGCUGGGGGUUUGGCCCCAUGGACUCAAUGGAGCUACGGCCCAUUGACCCCAGCUGGGGGUCUGGCCUCAUUGACUCAAUGGAGCUGCGGCCAUUGACCCCAGCUAGGGGUCUGGCCCCAUGGACUCAAUGGAGCUGCUGCCAUUGACCCCAGCUGGGGGUCUGGCCCCAUGGACACAAUGGAGCUAUGGCCCAUUGACCCCAGGUUGGGGUCUCGCCCCAUGGACUCAAUGGAGCUAUGGUCCAUUGACACCAGCUAGGGGUCUGGCCCCAUGGACACAAUGGAGCUACGGCCCAUUGACCCCAGGUGGGGGUCUGGCCCCAUGGACUCAGUGGAGCUACGGCCCAUUGACACCAGCUGGGGGUCUAGUCCCAUUGACUCAAUGGAGCUACGUCCGAUUUAUUCCAGUUUAUGAAUCUAUCAUCUAGGGAGAACAGAAUAUUGGAGCCACGAGGGGCAUUUCAAGGCCGUGGCUGAAGGCUGCCUCAGAGACUAGGCGAGGCCUUUAACAUCCAGACUCAGACCCAGUCAGAGCAGAAGGAAUCUCCAGGUUCUUCCCGGCACCGCGGUCCGUGCGACCCCGACCCAGGCAGCCUGAGCUGCCACACUGUCCUCCAGCCCUUGGGGAGGCAUCGGCUUGGAUCCCACCUCUGACACCAAAUCCUGAGUGAUGGCCAAGCCCCCUUCACAUGCACGCACAUCCUAGUCCGCGCCGGCGACUGGAGAACCAGCAAGCCGGGGAGCUUGGCUCCAGCCCUGCCCGUCUCCUCUAAGCCUAGAGCGCGGAGGCUGGAAACAGAAACGACUGCAGGAUGUGGGGGUGUCACACAGGCGCCCCUCCCCCAACCUUCCACGUGCCCUCUCACCCGGCUAUGUCCUUGAAAAGAUGUUUCUCUCCCAUUGCACGCGGUGUGUUAUUGUAGGGUCUCUUGGUUGUGUGCUCCACGCCCUUCGGUUAUUGUAGGGUCUCUAAGAAAUGCCCAAGGUCACGCUUGUUGUUAUAGAUUCUCUCAGGAGUGCUGGGGCUGCACACACCCCUUCGUUAUUGUAGGGUCUCUCAUGUUGCCGAGGGUCACACUUGUUAUUGUAGGGUCAUUUGCAGACAUUGCCAGUUCAGUCCCACAGGGGAACUCCUGUGCUGCAGAUGCUGGUUUAUUAUUGUAGGGUCUCUCAUAAACACAUGGUUGCCCAUACUGGUUUGCAGUUGUGAGAUCUCUGCUGGGCACUAGGCUGCAGCCACUAGGGCUUGUUAUUGUAGGGUCUCCUCAACGCUGGGUCGCACACAGCAGCUUGUUAUUGUGAGGUCUCCCAGGAGUGCAGAUCUGCGGACGCUUUGCUCAGCUGCAGAAGGGUCACGGCGCUGGUUUUGAGGGGAGGGGAGACAUGCCGGAGCCGGAGGUGGGAAGAGAGUGAAUCUCAGAUUUUGGAUUGCCCGGGCCUCCCCUGUCCCUUGGCUGAACGGGGAAUCCCCUGCAUGUGAUAUCCCGCCGUGGCGCCAUCUCUAGUUCCCAAGAGCCAGAGCCCCGGUUUAAAAGAAUCUUUUUUUGGUUUAAAAUAGUUUAGCGUCGUUUUUUUCUCUCCCUUUGUUUGUAAAAAAUCCCCCAAAUUCCCCCGCUGAGAAGCUCGACGCUGAAAAACCAGAAAAUAAAAAACCUCUUUCUCCCUCCUGACCAAAUCCCGGCUUUUAUUUUUUCCGGAUGCCAAAAACUGGCGGGGAGGGUGUGGGGGACGGGGACAGGCCCCAAGAUUGGGCAGGACUCCCUGGGACGUCUGCUGCUUGUUCUUCGGGUCAGCAAAUCCAGUCAGCUCACCCCUUGUCAGAUCACCCCGUUCGAAACUGAUCAAAACCCAUCUUCAAACCAGAGAGGCCGCUUGCCCCCUGCUGCUCCAGGACCUCACUCAGUUUCUGGUUAAAAACUGCCUUUGAAAUGGACCCACGGCCCAUUUGCUUUGGGCCUAUGCUGUCCUGCAGCUUCGCUUGCUCUUCUCCCUGCCUCGUGGCGACAUCCGGCGGUUUAGGCUAAACACGUCGAGCUCUUUCACUCUCUGCUGCUACGAUCAGCUCUCCCGUCGCCCGAUCCGCGUGUGGGUUUUCCGAACAAACCCAACUUCAGUUCGAACAGCAGCUCCUAAAAUGAAA